Molecule: messenger RNA, 2067 nt
Organism: Penicillium chermesinum
Lineage: Eukaryota; Fungi; Ascomycota; Eurotiomycetes; Eurotiales; Aspergillaceae
Product: C2H2-type zinc finger protein
Exons: 3
Coding region: 1-2067 (688 amino acids)
Biological process (GO): regulation of transcription by RNA polymerase II
Molecular function (GO): DNA-binding transcription factor activity, RNA polymerase II-specific; RNA polymerase II cis-regulatory region sequence-specific DNA binding
Source: RefSeq, a predicted model, not a curated record
AUGGCGUCUUUUCUCCCCGUCAACAACUCGGCCGCGACCGAAGACCACGCUAUGGACGGAGCGACGACCCCUCGUGCCAAUCGUAAUGGCGUGGCGGCUCCCUCAACGCGAUCUGGAAUGGCGGACCAACGACCGGAAGGCGCAAAGACCGGCAGAGGAGACGGAAGCUCACGGGCAUCGGUUUCAGGACACACUAGGACUUCCUCGAACUCAGACGAAACCAUGCACGAUUCGGACGAGAACGAGGGGUCAGAAAACGAAGGGGACCCGGGAAGCGCUCCACCAUCGAAGAAGAAGAAAGGCCAACGCUUCUUCUGUACCGAUUUCCCUCCUUGCAACCUCAGUUUCACUCGCAGUGAGCACCUGGCCCGCCAUAUUCGAAAACAUACCGGCGAACGACCCUUCCAAUGUCACUGUUCUCGACGUUUUUCCCGCCUUGACAACCUUCGACAGCACGCCCAAACAGUUCAUGUCAACGAAGAGAUCCCCGGGGACUCGCUCGCAGCCACAGGCACACGGUUCCAACGACAGGUACGAACGGAUCGGGUGCGUCCGCCAGGCCGAGCUCGCGCAGGUACAGCGGGCAGCGUAGGUGGCCAUAGUCGCGGACACAGCCGGAACCUCUCAACCUCCAGUAUCACCUCUACCGCUUCAACCUAUAGCCAGCCUCCGGAACUUCGGCGGCGACCUCCGCCAUUAAUCAUGGCCAACGAUCCAACAGGCCGCGCCCGCAUGGGGUUUGAACCCAUGGGAGAACCUCCAUCCACCCCGCCUGGCCAGAUACGAGGAGUUCCGGGGCCUGCUGUAGGAAGCUCGCCGUACACACCAACGACUGGAUUUUGGGAAGGCAAGACGGCUGCUCGUCGACUUUCAGUCCCAACCGGCAGCAAUCCAUUUAUCCCACAGCACGGAGCUCCCUAUCCCCCAUAUGGAGCUUCUCCCGCCGCUCCAUACCCGAAUGCCGCUGGGGUCUUCGCGAGUCCCACAAGCAACAACUACCCUCCAUCUCGAGACGAAAGCGCCGCGAGCGCGGCUGAAGCAGAUAUUCGACGACGAACGUGGCAUCCCUCGACAUAUCCCAAUUUUAGCCGUCCUACCACCAGUGGCUUGAACCAGUAUCAUACUCCUGACACCGUCCGACCUUCUUUCGGCCACAGCAAAAAUCACUCGAUUGAUCAGCCGCCGCGGCUACCUGGAAUUGAGAGCUUUGAUAAAGUUGUCCCGCAGCAACGGCCUUUGACACCCCCAACCCGGAAGACCAGCCCGAUGCAAAUCGACGGUCACAAUCGACCGCCUCCCGCAACUCCUGCCUUUGGAGCAGGUUUCAACUAUACACAAUCUUCAGUCCGGCCAGCUCCCCCGAUUUCUGGCCCUGGCCAUCGGCGCGGACAUGUGUCAUGGGAUAUGUCAUUGCACACCAAUCUUACAGGACUCGAUAUCCGAGAUCGAUCCUCAAGAGAUACUUCCCAGUGGCGGGAGCAGACCAUCGCUGCUCUGCAAGGUACUUCUUCUCGCCCUUCGUCGUCCUAUCAGCCGACGUUCGGACCCACCGCCGAAAGAAGCCCCGAGGAGCAUCGCGAAAACCGCGGUCAUGCCCCCAGCUUGUCGACUGGAAGCCGGCCAAAUCACACCUCUCCUGAGGAUUCAAGCAGUAGCGAGGGAGUACAUACCCCAUCGACAGCUUCGGUCGAGUACCACCCGGCCAUUGUGCAUAGCAGUGGAUACAUUGAAUCCCACGACUCGUCGCUGCCAACCGAUCAUCCUCAACCGAUAUGCGGGCGACAAGAUUCUCACUCCGACGGCUACCCGGGUCACCCGGAGCAAGAGCCCAGGACGACCGUUUUCACAGACUCCUCCGCCGAGGAUACCGGCAUGGGUCGACUUGAGGCCCUGGUGGCCGUCGCUACGAGCGAAAACAAGGGGGGCUGCAAAAUUAUACCUGUAAAUUGUAUAUACGACCCGACCUGGGCCACAUAUACUCCAUCGCCAUUCACCUUUCAUACUGCUCCAUGUUUUGAAGAGCAUGGAACACUACCCAUUCUGUACCUUCUGACACCUUCCAUCUGA